UUCAUCCUCAAUUCUCUAGCUAUUAAGAUUUCAAUCUCUUUGUAGCUAGCGCACUACGGGCACAUAUUUACAGUGGCGGAUCCAGGAGUGUUUUUAUAGGGCGUGCUGGUAGAAAUGACACAGAGUUAGGAUUUAUGGUGUUGGAAAGGAAGACUUUGAAGUGAAGAAAAAGGAGAUUGGACUUUCCAGGAGCUGAAACCCGACCGGGUAGAACACUUCACCCGGUCGGGUAAGAUUUAAACAGACGAAGAUAGCUGGAAAUUACACAGACCCGGGCGGGUCCCUUACUUGACCCGGUCGGGUCAGAUGUGACCCGAAACAAACAGGACAUGCCGAAGAUCGCCAGAAUAGGGAAAAAUCUGAUUUUGACCAAACCCGGUCGGGUCAACUAGGAGACCCGGUCGGGUCAGACACAACCCGGGACCAAACGACGUGCAGAAACAUGAGAGCAUGGCAGAAUAUUUGAUUUUGACGUUUACCCGGUCGGGUAUGUCCAUUUACCCGGGCGGGUCAAUGCCCCAGGGUGUUGAAAACACCUAUAAAUAGCCCCAUUUUCCUUCACUUUUCAUCACUCCUUCUUCCAUACUCUUAAGCUCAGUUUAGAAUAGUAUUUCUUUUAUAUUUUUAUAGCAUGUUUAGUCUCCAAAUGAGGAGCUAAACUUCCAUUUCUUGGUGUUGCUCUUGAAGCUUGUUGAUUAUUAAAGUUGUGAGUUAUUUUCUUAACUUCUUUCCUUGAAUAUUAAUGCUUCUCUUAAAUACUAUUUCUAUAUCAAUGUUGGGGAGUGUUGCUAAGAUGACAAUUAGUUAACAUCUUGACAUUGGUCUUAGUAAUAGCUAUUCCUUCCUCUAUGUUAAUAUUGGGGAGUGUUACUAAGAUGACAAUUAGUUAACAUCUUGAUAUUAACUAUAGUAGGAUUCAUUUUCCUUAAUAUUCUUCCUUGAGUAUUAAUUAAUUCCUAUUCAUAUUUCAUAUUAAUAUUUUUGAACAUUACUUAAAGGAUCAACUAGUUUUGUUUCAAAUAUUAAUUAUUACUAGAAACGAUCAAUGAACUGAUGGUUAAUCGUUGAUGGUUUCACAAGUAAGUAACUUCGGUUUAUUAAUGCACGGUCGUGGUUAGUAAACAUAAGAGGGAUUAAUUUUGUUGGUUAAACCGAAACCGUUGUGUUGAGGUUAUCAAUCUCAAUUUAUUUCAUCAAGGAGUUAAGAGAUUAAAUGCUACUAUCAAGUAGGUAUAUGGCGUUGUUCUAUACUUGACUAAUAGUAAGGGUUAUUAAUGAACGGGGUCGUUGUUAAUAACUUUCCUCGAUGAAUUGGAUAUACUCCUCGAUUGAGUAUUCGAGAGGAGAUAAGUUAUAGAUAUAACAAUGAUCGACUGAAAUAUAUCAACAAGUGAAAAGUAGCAAUGCCAAGUCCUUUUUAUCUUUGAAUUAAAUCACAUAUAACUAGUUCAUCUUCGUGUUUAAUUUAAUUAAAUCAUUCAACCCAAAACCUCCCUUUAUUUACUCCUUUCGUUAAAAAGAUAAAUUAUUCCUUUCCCUGUGGAUACGAACUCUACUUCACCUAUACUACGUAUAAGUGUUAGUAUUGAAUUUAUUUUGAGUGCACUCACGACAAAGUGCACGUCAGUCUCAUCCGAGGUAUUCAACUCAACCCGUAUAAAACAAGUUUAUAAUAUAUGUGACAUAUACGAAGUAUAUUAAAUACAUAUACUCUAUUAGUUUCAUUUAUACUAUCAUUUAUCUAAGCUACAUUCAAUUCGGCUAUUGUCUAAAAAUAAUAUACCGUUUUCAUUCUAUGUAAAUUUGAUUUCAACCCCGCUGAGUCAUUUUUCUGGCUCCGCCCCUGGGUAUAGUAGGUAAUCAACAGGUCAGGUUCUAAUAAAAGAAGAUGGGUGCAAAUAUGGGAUUGCUCUGGAAUUAUGUAAAGGUGGAAUUAUUAUGAGAAGACCAGUGAAAAAGUGAGAUUAUUCUUGUCAAUUUUUUCAAAGAAAAAUCAAAUUUGAUAAAGGUUUGAUAUAUAAAGUAACAGAUUAAGAGUGGUUUGUGUUGACUAAGUGAAUAAGAAUCAUGAUCAUCAAAUUAAGAUGGAUGUAGUCAGGGGCGGAUCCAGGAAUUUUAGAUGCCCUGGGCUAAUAGAAAUUAUACUAGGUUUAAAUAUUAGAGCGAUGGGCUAAACGUGAAAAAUGAAAAUAUUUACACUAAAAAAUUGAUUUUUUUAAGUUGUCAUGGGCUUCAGCCUAUCAUAGCCCGUGCAUAAAUCUUCCCCUGAAUGUCGUACUCUGUAUUACAUUUCAAUAUAUACAGUAUAGUGUCAUUUGAGGAGGAGAAGGAGGAGGGGGUGGAUUAUCGGCCAAGGUAGGAUGAGAUGGUGAGGUUAUAAUUAAGGCCUCACCCUUUUGUGAUUUUCGAUUAGAUCAAAACUGGAAGCUCGAGGGUCGGCUAUGCUAAAGGGUACGUUGGCGGAGAUUAGAAGAGGGUUUUCUAAUCUAAAGAUAAAUGAGGAUGGUGAAGGGAAAUUUAUUGAAGGUGGAAGUGAAAGUUUUGUGGCUAACUGAUGGUCUCCAGAGAAAACAGAAGCUUUGGGUAUUUGUCGAGUUAUUCAGUGGUCAAUGGAAAAAGGUUGGACUCGAGUGGAGGUUGAAACAGAUGCACUUAUAUAUGGUAGUUUCUGGGUUAAAAGCUAAAGCGGUGUUAUCCUACUUUGAUUUAAUUCUGGAUGAUAUUAGACAUGUAUUGGAUCAGAGUAGUGAUCAUAUAAUUAUUAAGCAUUGUGAUAGAUCAGCUCACCGAGUUGCUCAGCUCAUUUGAUUGAUAGGGCAUGUGUUUAUGUGUUGGUUGCAGGAUUGUCUUCGGGACACC
Cuscuta epithymum is the source of this 2859-nucleotide messenger RNA. Lineage: Eukaryota; Viridiplantae; Streptophyta; Magnoliopsida; Solanales; Convolvulaceae. The record is from the annotation of a GenBank genome assembly.